UCCCAGCUGCUCAGCCAUGGCCCCCAAGAAAGCCAAGAAGAGGACAGCAGAGGGAGCCAACUCCAACGUGUUCUCCAUGUUUGAGCAGGCUCAGAUCCAAGAAUUUAAAGAGGCCUUCACUAUCAUGGACCAGAACAGAGACGGCUUCAUCGACAAGAAUGAUCUGAGGGACACUUUUGCUGCUCUCGGACGUGUCAAAGUGAAACAGGAAGAGAUUGACGAGAUGCUCAAAGAGGCUCCCGGCCCAAUCAACUUCACCGUCUUCCUCACCAUGUUCGGUGAGAAGCUGAAAGGUGCUGAUCCAGAGGAGACCAUCCUCAACGCGUUUAAAGUCUUCGACCCGGAGGGGAAAGGCUCGCUGAGGAAGGACUAUGUGACACAGAUGCUUACAACACAAGCGGACAGAUUCACCCCUGAAGAGAUGGAGCAGAUGUUCGCUGCAUUCCCCCCAGAUGUGGCAGGGAACCUGGACUACAAGAACCUGGUUCACAUCAUUACCCACGGAGAGGAAAAGGACCAGGAGUAAACCUGUUUGUCAACAUGUUCAUCAAAUAGAAAGUCCGUCUUCUGCCCGUACAUGACUUGAAACUGGCCCACUGCCCUUAAAGGAGAUACGGACUAUGGGUUGUUCAUGCGUUGUCUCAUUCAUUACUCACUCAGGAGCGCAAGAGGGUCAAGACAAAAUGUUCUCCUCCAGGCCCAAAGAAACAGACAAUUGACAGCAUCAACAUAGUGAGCUCCCUUUCUGCUUUACCUACAGUAUGUUCCCACAUUCACCUCACACAAAUUAAAUUAUUUUUCUUUAUCAUUUUGUACACCACACCACACCACACCACACCACA
Messenger RNA from Cottoperca gobio, 842 nucleotides. It is a transcript of the gene myl2a, whose product is annotated as myosin, light chain 2a, regulatory, cardiac, slow. The coding region runs from base 17 to 526 and encodes 169 amino acids. The record is from RefSeq and is a predicted model, not a curated record. The transcript has 7 exons. Gene Ontology annotation, molecular function: calcium ion binding. NCBI's taxonomy places the organism in Eukaryota, Metazoa, Chordata, Actinopteri, Perciformes, Bovichtidae.